This is a messenger RNA of Polistes dominula (European paper wasp), 5728 nucleotides long. RefSeq names its product DENN domain containing pinstripe (gene pns). Lineage: Eukaryota; Metazoa; Arthropoda; Insecta; Hymenoptera; Vespidae. Gene Ontology annotation, molecular function: small GTPase binding; guanyl-nucleotide exchange factor activity. The record is from RefSeq and is a predicted model, not a curated record.
AUCUGUCGGACGGGUUAGAACGGUGCGUGCUCCCGUGCGGUUGCGUGCUUUUUCGUUAGCGUAAACAUCAGCUGUGUGUUUGUGUGCAUCUCUCUCUUUCUUUCUCUCUCUCUCUCUCUCUCUCUCUUUUUCUCUCUAUCAUUUUCGAGGCCACGAGUCUCUUGGAAGAAAUGACAGGAGCAAUCGAGAGAACGGUCGCGAUGCGUUUAUCGUUUUCGUGAGGGUGGAAGAAAAAGCUUACUCGUGAUAUUGUCAAGGAAGAAAAUAAGGCGGGCCGGAUAUAUUCUAUCUGUCAUCACCCGCCUCUUCAACUUUAACAAUAAGGCUCGAUCGGGAUAAUGAACGGAGGAAACCUAGGAAUACCUCGAGGACCCGAACAACAUCCGCAGAGAUUCGCCGAUUACUUCGUCAUAUGCGGUCUUGAUAAAGAUUCGGGUCUCGAACCAGACAAAUAUUUCGGAGAUUCUUUACAAUGCACACCAUUGGAUCGAGCAUACAAGAGCAAAGUUUUAGGACAUUAUCCAGAUUCGGUACCAUGGAACCCAUUCGACGAGCAUGCAGUUUGUAUGCUAUGUCUACCAAGUGGUUUGAGAUUUCGAACCCAGAAACAUUCGGUGGAGCCAACGUUUCAUUCAUUUGUCCUUACCAAAGAAGAUGGUCACAGAACUUAUGGUUUCAGUUUGGUAUUUUAUGAGGAAUGUCGUAAUCGUAAUAUAUGUGCUGCUAUGCAAACGUUGCAAGCGAUGCAUAUCACAGAAUUGAGCAGUGGUCAAAAUGGUACCCCCCCAACGGCAAGAAAGGGUCAAGAGGGAGGACACAACACCAGAUCGUUGCCACGUCAUUUUAAAUUGUCAGCUCAUUCACCAAGUGCAGCAUUAGCUUAUUACGAUUCAACCAAAGAUAAAUUAUUAGUGACCAAGUCAAUUUCUUUACUUUGCCAACAACCCUAUCUUCACGCGGCCAGAAUGUUCCUCACCAAUCUAUACAAAUGUGUUCCUAGGCAUCCGGGACCUGGCCUUAGUUUAGAAUCCUACGUGUACAAUCUUCUGUACAAUGUACCAGUACCGUUAGCUGGAAAAUCAUUGAAAUUUUUUAUACCAAACGAUGAACCAGCUAAAGCUCCAUUAGAAUUAGUGAUACAUCAGCCAAAACCAUCCCGAGAAUUACCUUUGUUGGAUUAUCCUUUGAAAGAUGUGUUUACCUGGCUAGGGGCUGACUGUGUUAUACAAUUGUUCACUUGUGUUCUAUUGGAAAAUCAAGUUUUACUCAGAAGCUCGGAUUUCAACAAACUCAUGGUCGUAUCCGAAUGUAUAACUGCCCUUUUGUUUCCAUUUUCUUGGCAACACGUUUACGUGCCCAUAUUGCCAGCCAGUUUACAUCAUUUCUUGGAUGCACCGGUCCCGUUUAUUAUGGGAUUGCAUGCACAAAGUGAAGGUGGUGUAUUAAAAAUUGCUAGCGAAGCAAAUCUUUGUUAUGUAGAUAUAGAUAAACAAAGUAGCCAAUUCCCGGAGGAGUUGCCGGUAUUUCCACAUAAGAUGCAAUUUAUUGCUGAAAUUAGAGCACUUUUAAAUAAGUACAAAGUACCACUAACGGGAAAGACUGAUAAUAUGCUCGUAAAUUAUGUCAAUGGUGACAUUAUGACUAGCAGCUUGACUCUUCCUGGUUCUGGUUUUCACCUUCCACGUAGAAAGCAUUCGUUACACGAUGUUUUAGAUUGGGACAGACCUGAUUCCACACAGCAAACGGAUGCCUUUCAACGUAUCGUUGACAUAGUUAAAAGAACGGGUGUAAAUGUAGAUGAUAUUGAUCCCAUGGAGGAUACCAGUGAUGAUAAAAUACUCACACCGCAAGAGGAAUAUCAAGAAACGUUAAUUUUUAAUAACGCCAUUAGGGAAAUUUUUUUGAAUCGUUUUGCACAAAUGUUUUGUUGUUAUGAACAUUUUGUUAUUCAACCUAAUCAAAAUAAAGAAGAAUGGUUGAAUAACAGAGACAGUAUGCAUGUGUUUGAUAAAGCUACCUUUUUAUCUGAUCAACCUGCCCAACAUCUACCAUUUUUAUCAAGAUUUUUAGAAACUCAAAUGUUUGCUUCCUUGGUAGAUAGCAAAGUUAUGUCAACUUGGAACGAACUUGAUUAUAAUAUCAAAGUUUUUGACGAUAGAAUUACAUUUUUAAGGAAAAAAGUUGGCGAAACUAUUAUAAGAUCGACGCGUUACGAAACUUGUACGAGCAUUUCUGAAACUGAAAAAGUAUUGGAACAGAGAUUAACCAACGUUGAUUUUGAAACCAAUCCGCCAAUCGAAAUUGUUCCACACAGAGCUGCGUAUUUUCGAAGUUUUCCUUUACUCGAUUCUGUAGCGUUAAAUAAAGAACCUGCUCAAAGUAUUCUUCGUAGUAGAAAAGGACAGACACAGUGGAAAUAUAAAAUGAAAUCAAUGGAAUCUAAUGGGAAAACGGUAGCACCACAAGAAUCUCAGUCACCAAGACCACAAACUAAACUCUCUGCUGAUAUGAGUCCAGCACUGAUAGCACAAGCUAAUUGGACUUUUGUUGAAAAAUUACUCAAGGAUUGUAAAUCUAAAACGAAAAGAAUGUUAGUUGAGAAAAUGGGUUCCGAAGCAUUUGCUUUAGGACACGCUAAAGAAUCUCUGUUUGGCGUAGAAGAAAAUACAUUAGUUGCUAGUCUAUGUGAUUUAUUAGAAAGGAUAUGGAGUCAUGGUUUACAAAAUAAACAAGGAAAAAGUGCACUAUGGUCACAUCUUACGACUUAUCAGGAAUCUGAGGAACGUAACGAUACUAAUAAAACUGAUCCCAACUUUCUUUCUCCUGUACCCAAGAAAUCAGUACCAAAUAAACUUUUUGGGUUACCGGAUCGUUUAAUCGCAACAUUAAAGAGCAGAAAUAUUUUUGUGAUUGCUUCAUAUAUCAAGGAGAAUUUGAAUGAUUUGUCAAAUCUGGCAUUAGAGACUGACGUAUCACCUACGAGAGUAACGGACAAGCACAAAUCUCCUGGAGAAAGAAGAGCAAGUGGACCGGAACAUUUACGUCCAUUACCUGAGUCAUUGAUUUUUGAUAUUAGAAAUGUUCAAGCUAUGACGGACAUUAAAACGCACAUUGGAUACGCCAGAGCAUGGGUUAGAUUAGCAUUGGAAAAAAAAUUAUUAUCCAGACAUUUAAAAACAUUGUUAUCCGAUACGGAACUUUUAAGGGGUCAAUAUAAAAGAUCAGCAUUUUUACGUUGCGAGGAAGAAAAGGAACAAUUUUUGUAUCAUUUAUUGACGUUAAACGCAGUUGAUUAUUUUUGUUUUACAAAUAAUUAUCCAACUACCAAAUUACCAUACAGAGUCGUCAUAUUUCCUAGUCGUAAAGCAAGCGCUGCUACAACAUCUGCUCAUAGUUGGAUCGCCAUUUCUGGCACGUUAUGCGAAACUAAUCCAGUACCGAUUCCUAAAAGUGCAUUAGAAUUUGUAUUUCAUCAUAAAAACUUAGGUGUCCUAUCAACUUUACGGAUAGGCCAUGACAAUACUGGUCCUUCACCUAGAUGGAUGGUUGAACACGUGGUGGUAAGAAACGAAGUGACUGGACAUACAUUUAAAUUUCCUUGCGGAAGAUGGCUUGGUAAAGGUAUCGAUGAUGGAUCUACGGAAAGAUUGUUAGUUGGUGCUUUAGUAUCACGUAGUAUUGAUAACGAAGAAUUGGUUGAAUCUUGUUCGACUCCUCCAAGAUGUAGAUCUCCAAGUAUACCAAGGAAACCUAUGUUAUCACUAGAUGAAUUACAAUAUAUUCUUGGAGAAGCUGUAAAUGCAAUAGUUAAAUAUCAUUACAUAAGAGAGUGCAAAGAUAAUUCAUUAACUGCCUUAAUUUGUGGCGAAGGUGGACUCGUACCUUCCUUAGAACAAAUCUUUUUAUUUGGUUUUAAAAGUCAAAGAAUAUUUGGUAAAAAUUUAUACGUUUGGGAUUAUUUCUUAAAAGUGAGACAAGACUUUGAGACGUCUUUGAUGGAUGAAAUGAACUCCUCGCAGAAAUUAUAUUGGAAUAGAAAAAUGCAAUCGGAUAAUGAUAUGAAUAUUAGAAUAUUGAGAGGUUAUUGUCAGCUUAUUGAUAAGAUUAAUAUAAUUAGUCAAAAUUUGGGAAAAGAUGGAAAGUUUCAAUUGUUCAUUUGUUUGGCGAUAAGGGAACAAUUGUUGCAACGUAUGCUGCGUCCAAUGAGCUUGGCAUAUUCCACCGCAGACAUGUACGAUGAGGUUUCGUUUUUAAGAAAUCCAUCUUUAUUGUCGUUCCUCAUACAUAUUCUUGAACCACUUACCGCUUUCCAUAUUGUCCUUGAAAAAAGUUUGACGUAUGGAAUCUCUAGUAUAUGUUAAUCUGUUAAUACAUUCCGUGUGCGUAUACUUUGGUCAAAAGCUUCAUCAAAAUGUGGUUAAUACCAAAAAUGCAAACACAAUGUUAUGCAUUCAUUUUAUACGUUGUUAAAGUCUCAAGACUUAUAGGGGAAAAAAAAGACCGGUUUUGUAUAUAGAAAAAAAAAAAAUAACCGGUGAAAUCCCUGUGAAGAAAUCAUUUGCUAAAUGUUGCAAAGAAUUUUAUUAUUACGAUAUAUAUAUAUAUAAAAACGGAAUAUUUAAUGAAAAAAAAAAAAAAAGAAAAACCAUUGAAGACUGUUACUGGUGAAUGUAAAAAUAGAAAUUUUUAGAUAAGAAAUUAUUAACAAGGGUUAUAUGUGUAUGAGAGAAAGAAAGAGAGAGAGAAUGUGAAAAUGGCGGAAUAAGAAAAUGACCGAAUGAGAAAAUGGCGGAAUAAGAAAAUGGCCGAAUGAGAAAAUGGCGGAAUAAGAAAAUGGCCGAAUGAGAAAAUGGCGGAAUAAGAAAAUGGCGGAAUGAAUGGAAAAACAAAAUUGUAUGACUCUUAUUAUGUAUAAAGUGUAAAAUUUAGCGAAAGGGUAAGCAUGAAUCUUUUUUUUCUUCUCUCAUGCUAUUUUCUCAAUGCUCGUACUAUUCAUGACAAGUGAUAAGCGUUUAUUAUUAUUAUUAUUUUUAUUAUUAUUCUUAUUAUUAUUAUUAUUAUCUAGUUUAACUUUUAGUAAGCUCCCUUUUAAAUCACAGUUAAAUUAUUAAAUGUGAGAAACAAGAACUUGAUAAAGUUUACUGUAAAAUCAUACAAAGUAUGGACGAAUUGUGUAAACCAAAGAUUUUUUUUAAAUCCUACUUAUAUUAAUUAAUAUUAUAAUAAUCAAUGCCGUGUUGUAUAUUUUCCUUGCCAUUUUAUUGAAACAUUUUAUUUUUUUAUUUUGUUAUUUUUUAAAGUACGUUUGUUUUCAUUUAAUGAAACCAUCAAAUGGUGUAAAAAAAAAAAAAAAGAAAGAAAGGAAGAAUAUUCGGGACGAUAUUUGUACAAUAUCUCGGGAAAAUACGUACAUAUAUAUAUUGGCGGAACCGGAAAGUAAUGUCGUUUUAUAUUUUAAUUAAAAAUUGAUCUAUUUUUAUCAGUCUGGUAUUAUAAAUUUUACAUACUAGGUGCAAAAAGGUUAUUGAUAACGAGAAAUGAUUAUUUAUUAUUAAUUUAAUAAUAAACAUUUGUUUAAAAGUUAUUCGUUUGAAUUUGAGGUUAGAAAGUGAUCUUACUUUUUGGUUCAUUUAAUAUAUAUUAAGUUAAUUAUAUUUUUGACAAAAAUUUCCAUGAGAUAUAUGAAUUAUGAUGCUCAUCAAAAUAAUCUUUCUCUAAAUAGAAAAAA